AUGAAAAAGAUCCUUAGCAGUCAUGUCCCCAGUAAUUACCUGCCUGGUGUGCAUAUGGUGGCAGCCUCUGCUGGGGAAGUGGUUGCAUGCAUAAUAAGAGUGCCCAUGGAGAUUGUCAAGCAGAGAAGACAAGCCCAGAUUAGUGAUUCUUCUAUUAAAGUGUCCUCCUUGUGUGGAGCCAUUGCAGGUGGAUUUUCUGCAACCUUGACCACUCCUUUAGAUGUUGCCAAAACAAGAAUUAUGUUGGCUCAUCAUGACAGUACAGCAGCUAAAGGAAAUAUAAAUACUGUCCUGAGAAUUGUGUACAAACAGCAGGGAUUAUCAGGGUUGUUUGCUGGUGUUGUUCCUCGAACCCUGUGGAUAACUGUUGGUGGAGCAGUCUUCUUUGGUGUGUAUGAAAAGGCUAAUUGA
Molecule: messenger RNA, 411 nt
Organism: Portunus trituberculatus (swimming crab)
Lineage: Eukaryota; Metazoa; Arthropoda; Malacostraca; Decapoda; Portunidae
Product: S-adenosylmethionine mitochondrial carrier protein-like
Exons: 5
Coding region: 1-411 (136 amino acids)
Cellular component (GO): mitochondrial inner membrane
Molecular function (GO): S-adenosyl-L-methionine transmembrane transporter activity
Source: RefSeq, a predicted model, not a curated record